Dioscorea cayenensis subsp. rotundata (Guinea yam) is the source of this 2378-nucleotide messenger RNA. Its product is annotated as short-chain dehydrogenase TIC 32 B, chloroplastic-like. The transcript has 12 exons. Lineage: Eukaryota; Viridiplantae; Streptophyta; Magnoliopsida; Dioscoreales; Dioscoreaceae. The record is from RefSeq and is a predicted model, not a curated record. Bases 1161 to 2126 code for a protein of 321 amino acids.
UCGCGAAAAGCAACGCUAACCCGCCAAUUCUCGAAUUCGGCGCUAUUCUUCGCUCUCGAUCUGAAGAUGCUCUCAUCGGAGUUCAAGAUGCAAUCCGAUCAUGAAAUCCUUCUUCUCCAUUCAGGGGAUCAUCAAGAAUACUGUAACUGAAGCAGGUGAAACUCAAGCAAUUUGAAAAAAGAAUGGUGAGCAGAAGUUUUUUACAGGAAAUAUUAGGUCAUGUGCGUGGAUUUCUAUAAGGUACUUCCCUAAAUUUUAGAUUUUUCUUAUUGCUGAUGUGCCUGUUCACAGGAGCCUCUGACCUAAAUGAAUUUAAUGGUCACACCUUGCAUAUGUCAUUUCAGUGCAAGCAUUGAAUUUUAGUUUUUGAGUUAGAAAGUUAGAUAUACAUGUUUUUGCUUAUAAUGUGCGGUGUUCAUGAUGGAAUGGAGGAGUAUGGAAGCUUAUUUGAACCUUGAAGCUGAGGAGGUGGCUUUAGAACCUGAUGAUAGCAUGAGAGAUACUGGAGAGGUGUUCUUACUGUAGCAGGGAUCCUUGAAUUGCAAAGAUGAAGUUCUUUAAUUGGCAACUAACCUAUGAGAAGAAUUUCAGUUGGCUGCUAAAUUGCUCUGGAUUAUUGUGCAGAUGUUGACUGAGGCGGGGUUAUGAAGGCUCGAGAAUGGGAAGAAACCCUUAGGUUUGAUUAUGCACAUGAGAGAGAUGAUUUGGUCUCCCUUAUAAAAUAUGCGCUUUGGAUUGUGCUAACACAUUAGUGGCUGAAUACAAAGAGUUAACUGACAAAGUAGUUCAGUACUUGGCCUGCUACUUAACUGUCUGUCAGAGUAGGUUUACCCUGGCUGCUAAGCUUCAUUCCGAGGAUAGGCGGAUUGGUGACGCUGAAUAUGAUUUGUUUUUCUGAAGCCAGCAGUAGUUUCAGUCGAUGAGUGCAUACACCAGAAGGGGGUUGAUCCUUAAUGGCGUAUCAGAUGAAGUAGGUUUGGUUUAACCCUGAACAGGACUGAAAGUUUAAUAAAGUCUCUCUUCCUUCUAUCAGUUCAUGUGGAUCAACCCCACACCUAACAAAGCAAGCACUUAAUACUUUGCUUUUAUAAUGGACUACUACAUGCCUUGGUGAAUACUGACUACCAGGCACUUUGUGAAAGAGAGACACAGAGAGUGAGAUGGUGGGAAUUUUCUCUUUGAUCACUGGUUUGCCGGGGCCGAGUGGGUUUGGAUCAGCUUCUACUGCCGAGCAGGUAACUGAGGGCAUUGAUGCCUCCAACCUCACAGCCAUCAUCACUGGAGGAGCAAGUGGAAUUGGUGCAGAGACAGCGAGAGUUUUGGCAUUGCGUGGAGCUCAUGUUAUUAUAGCCGCAAGGAACAUGGAUGCUGCUAAUGAAGCCAAGAACUUAAUUCUUGAAAGUAAUCCCACGGCUCGCAUCGAUCUAUUGAAACUUGAUCUUUGCUCAUUGAAGUCUGUCCGUGCAUUCGCCAACAGUUUCAUUGCGAUGAAUCUUCCCCUCAACAUCUUGAUAAACAAUGCCGGUGUUAUGUUCUGCCCUUAUCAACUUUCAGAGGAUGGAAUUGAGAUGCAUUUCGCCACAAAUCAUCUCGGACAUUUUUUGCUGACGAACCUUCUCCUGGACAAAAUGAAAAGCACAGCAAAAGCCACAGGGAUCGAGGGACGAAUUGUAAAUCUAUCAUCUAUUGCACACCUUCAUACUUAUGAAGAAGGAAUACGAUUUGAUAAACUCAAUGAACAAGAUGGAUAUUCUGAUAAGAAGGCAUAUGGACAAUCUAAAUUGGCAAACAUAUUGCAUGCAAGUGAGCUGUCAAGACGUCUACAGGAAGAUGGUGCAAAUAUCACUGUGAAUUCUGUCCAUCCAGGGCUGAUUAUGACCAACCUGAUGAGACAUUCUAUGAAUCUUAUGAGGAUUCUGAUGGUGUUCACUUACCUCUUUUGGAAGAAUGUGCCUCAGGGAGCAUCCACUACAUGCUAUGUUGCACUGCAUCCAAGCCUCAAGGGUGUGACAGGAAAAUACUUGCUUGAUUGCAAUUUGAUGGCACCGAGUCGUGUUGCUCGAGACAAAAUUUUAGCGAAAAAACUGUGGGACUUCAGCGAGAAGCUGGUUCAAUUAACUCGGUGAAAAUCUAAUUAAUAUUAGGCUGUGAAGUUUCUAUAGAACAUAAGCAUUGCUUGCUGAUAUGAAUUGUAUUACGCAUUUCAGUUUUCCGCUCUAUGUUGGCUACCAUAUUUCAGCGAGUUUAUGUUGCAAAAAUAUUUCUCCCAAAGUUGCAUCUGAUUGAUUAUGGCAUAACACUGUUUGUAACUUUUGACAAUCACUUGCAAUUAAAGAUUGUUAGCAUGAAAUGAAAACUCAGCACAUGUGUUUGAUCCA